Centruroides sculpturatus (bark scorpion) is the source of this 636-nucleotide messenger RNA. RefSeq lists its product as uncharacterized. Gene Ontology annotation, molecular function: DNA helicase activity. The coding region runs from base 1 to 636 and encodes 211 amino acids. Lineage: Eukaryota; Metazoa; Arthropoda; Arachnida; Scorpiones; Buthidae. The transcript is spliced from 2 exons. Gene Ontology annotation, biological process: DNA repair; telomere maintenance. The record is from RefSeq and is a predicted model, not a curated record.
AUGGCACAAGUUUUGAAGGACUGUAAACUAAUAGUUUGGGAUGAAUGCACAAUGGCCCAUAAGAGUGGAUUCGAAGCUCUCAGUAGAACAUUAAAAGACAUAAGAGAAAACAAUAGCUUGAUGGGAGGGGUCACUGUGCUGUUAGCUGGAGAUUUUCGCCACAUAUCCGGAAACUUGCACUCCAAUACGAAAGUCCAUUUAAGUGGUAAUACAUCUGCUGGGGUUUUCCCUGAAGUGCUACUAAAAAUAGGCGAUGGAAAUUACCCUUCACUGGAAGGUAAAAUCAUAAUUCCUUCAGAUUUGGGUACAGUAGUUACCUCCUUAUCAGAGCUAACUUCUAAAAUAUAUCCUGAUAUAAGUAACAUCAAAAAGAUGCCCACAGAAUGGUUGUGCGAGCAUGCUAUCUUAAUUCUGAGAAACGAUAAAGCAGCCGCAAUUAAUGAUAUUCUAUUAAAGGCCUUCGAAGCUCAAGAUCUUGAAUACAGGUCUUUUGAUUCAGUGAUCCAAACGGACGACACCGUCCACUAUCCGACCAAAUUUCUUAAUACUCUGAAUCCUCCUGGUCUGCCAUCACAUAAACUCAUUCUUAAAGUCGCAGCAUCUGUAAUAAUAUUAAGAAAUCUUAAUCCACCAUAA